Trichosurus vulpecula (common brushtail) is the source of this 1104-nucleotide messenger RNA. Its product is annotated as left-right determination factor 2-like. Gene Ontology annotation, cellular component: extracellular region. The coding region runs from base 1 to 1104 and encodes 367 amino acids. Gene Ontology annotation, biological process: BMP signaling pathway; SMAD protein signal transduction. The transcript has 4 exons. The record is from RefSeq and is a predicted model, not a curated record. NCBI's taxonomy places the organism in Eukaryota, Metazoa, Chordata, Mammalia, Diprotodontia, Phalangeridae. Gene Ontology annotation, molecular function: cytokine activity; transforming growth factor beta receptor binding; growth factor activity.
AUGAGGUUCUAUGCACUGACCUGGGCAACGUGGGCACUGCUCCUUGCCAGCAUCAGAGCAAUGCAGAUGGAGAAGAAGAUCCAGGAGAGCCUGCUGAGGCAGCUGCACCUCAACAAGAUCCCUGUCCUGGAAAAGGCAGAUGUGGAGCACCUGGUCAUCCCGGAUCAUGUGAGGACCAAAUAUGUGUCCCUGAUGAAGCGCAGCUCUGAGGAACCUUCGCCCCGGGGAAAGAGGCACAGCCAGACAAUUGCAGAAAUCAUGGGCAGAUUCUUCUCUGACGCCUCCAACCAGCGGCUGGUCUUCAGCAUGAAGGACCGGCUUCCUCCUGCCAGUGAGCUGGUCCAGGCGGUGCUGAGGCUCUUCCAGAAGCCAUCCCUGAAGGGAGCAAUCAGGAGACAGUCUAAGAAGUUCCCCUUCCACUCCUAUGCCAGUGUGACCAUCUACUGGGUGCAGGUCAGAGAGGAUGGCACCAACCGGACAUAUGUGAUUGAUUCCAGACGGGUAUCUAUUCAUGAAACCGGCUGGAUAACCUUUGAUGUGAGCCAAGCUGUGAAUUACUGGCAGCAGGAGGGCAAAGUGAACCAGCCCCUGGUCCUGGAGGUCUCUAUCCACAGGGAGAACAUAGGCCCAAUGUCUUCCGAUGCACACAAAUUCAUCCACUUCUCCUCCCAGAAUCCUGCUGAUGGAGAGUUGCAUGCUCCCCAGCUGCAGCUGCACACACUGGACAUGGAGGAAUAUGGUGCCCAGGGCAAUUGCGACCCUGACAUCCCAUCGACGCAGGCUACCCGAUGCUGCCGGCGUGAGACAUACAUUAACCUUCAGGACUUCAAGUGGACUGAGAACUGGAUCUUGGACCCACCUGGCUUCAAAGCCUACGACUGUGUAGGGAGCUGCCAGCAACUGAAGAAGGAGCACCUGAACUUCUGGUCUUUCUCUGCACAAAGGAAAUGCCACGUCACAAGCACCGCCCCUCUGCCUCUGAUUGUUGCUGUUAGGGAAGGAGACAAGAUCGUGACCAAGGUGGUCAAUCUUUACAACAUGAAGGUGACACAGUGUAGCUGUUCCUCAGAAGGAAUGCCCAUCAUGAAGAAACUGAAGCCAUAG